Molecule: messenger RNA, 2060 nt
Organism: Trichosurus vulpecula (common brushtail)
Lineage: Eukaryota; Metazoa; Chordata; Mammalia; Diprotodontia; Phalangeridae
Gene: ZNF579
Product: zinc finger protein 579
Exons: 2
Coding region: 44-1552 (502 amino acids)
Biological process (GO): regulation of transcription by RNA polymerase II
Cellular component (GO): chromosome
Molecular function (GO): chromatin insulator sequence binding
Source: RefSeq, a predicted model, not a curated record
GCGAGGGAGGAGGCCCUGAGGCCGGAGGGAGCGAGGAGGAGGUAUGGACCCCCAGCCCCCUCCACCAGCCCCAGGCGCCUCUCCUCGGGGUCGGGGCCGGGGCCGGGGCCGGGGCCGAGGUCGGGGCCGGGGCCGAGGUGGCGGAGCUGCUCCCAGGGCCCCUCUGCCCUGUCCCACCUGUGGCCGCCUCUUCCGCUUCCCCUACUACCUGUCGCGUCACAGGCUCAGCCACUCGGGCCUGCGCCCCCAUGCCUGCCCUCUGUGCCCCAAGGCCUUCCGCCGGCCGGCCCACCUGGCCCGGCACCUGCGAGGCCACGGCCCUCAGCCGCCUCUGCGCUGCGCGGCUUGCCCUCGCACGUUCCCGGAGCCGGCUCAGCUGCAGCUGCACCUGGCCCAGGAGCACGGCGGUGGCGGGGAGCCGGCGGGGGCAGAGGCGCCGGGGAGCCGGGAGCCCGCAGCGGAGCCGGCCCCGAUGGCGGGGCCUCCCGAAGAUGCCCAAGAAGAGGCGGCCGAGCUGGCGCGGGCGGCAGCCGGCCGCGGGGAGGAGAAGGAGGUCCUGCUCCAGGCUGACUGGACCCUGCUGUGCCUGCGCUGCAGAGAGGCCUUCCCCACCAAGGGGGAGCUGAAGGCUCACCCGUGCCUGCGGAGCUCGGGGGGCCGGGCGGGCCCCGACGGGGAGCCCGGGCCCCCUCCGCGGCCCAAGCGCCACCAGUGCCCGGUCUGCCUCAAGGCCUUCGCCAGGCCCUGGUCGCUGUCCCGACACCGGCUCGUCCACUCCCCGGACCGGCCGUUCGCCUGCCCGGACUGCGGCCUGGCCUUUCGCCUGGCCUCCUACCUCCGGCAACACCGCCGGGUACACGGUGCCCUGAGCCUGCUGGCGCCUGCCCCGGCCCCUUCUCGGUCUGACAAGGAGGAGAGAGGUGUGGGCAGUGCCUCCAAGGGAUGGAACUUUGCCAAAGGGGCAGAAUCCCAGGGGCAAAACGGAGAAGAUGGGGGGAGCCACGAAGGAGAACGGGCCUCUGGCCCGGGUCCCGGGGAAGAGCCGCCUCCGCCCCCCCCACCUCCUGUGGAGCCCCGUUUCCGGUGCCCGGAGUGUGGCAAAGGCUUCCGUCGGCGGGCCCACCUCCGCCAGCAUGGCGUCACCCACUCGGGAGCCCGGCCCUUCCAGUGCGUCCGCUGCCAGCGGGAGUUCAAGCGACUGGCGGACCUGGCCCGUCACGCCCAGGUGCACGCUGGGGGCCCCGCCCCGCACCCCUGCCCCCGGUGCCCCCGCCGCUUCUCCAGGGCCUACAGCCUCUUGCGGCACCAGCGGUGCCACAGGGCCGAGAUGGAAGGGGCCAUGAGCAGGACCGCGGCCGCCGCAGAGGAGGCGGCCCCAGCUCCGGCCGAGACAGUCGACGACCCCCCCUCUCCUCCCUCUCCCUCUCGGACCCCUCCUCCAGCUCCUGCAUACCUCAGCGCCUCCUGCUUUGACAGUCAGGACCACUCAGCCUUUGACCUGGAGGAAGAGGAAGAGGGGGGCCUGGGGGGAACAGGGGGGGUGCCCUCCUGACACUCAGAACCCCCCAAACAUUUUAUGGCCACCUUGAUCCCCUCUGCCCUCUCUCUGAAAUGAAACCCACCCUUUAGGUUCCAACAGCGGAAGAAAGAACAAGAUCGAGGUGGGGGGUGUCUCCCUGGGGAGAUUGCAGAGCGUUCUGGACCCUAACACCCUCCCCGCCACCCCAUUUCAGGAUAGAUCCCCUGCCCCACACUGACCUGGAGUCUCACCCUCUUACCACCGCCAGGAUGACAGGUUGGAUCCACAUUCCAGCUGAGGCGAAUUAUGGGGAAAUGUGGAUUCUCUGGUUCCCAGGGGGCCUAUCCCCCCACCCCUACCCCUUUGCUGGCCCCCUUGCCCCGCUGCCCAUGCCCAAUCCUUCCAGGUUUCUUGUGUACAGCAGCAACAGGUGUGGGGCAGGGUAGAGUGAGGGGGGUACCAGGGUGUGGGCUGGGGGUGGAUGUGUCUGUUCCCUCUUCCCCAUGUCUGUCUAUGAAUAAACGCGACUGUGGAGCCCUGA